Messenger RNA from Macadamia integrifolia, 1045 nucleotides. RefSeq names its product 60S ribosomal protein L10. The coding region runs from base 149 to 811 and encodes 220 amino acids. Gene Ontology annotation, biological process: ribosomal large subunit assembly; translation. Gene Ontology annotation, molecular function: structural constituent of ribosome. The record is from RefSeq and is a predicted model, not a curated record. The transcript is spliced from 4 exons. Lineage: Eukaryota; Viridiplantae; Streptophyta; Magnoliopsida; Proteales; Proteaceae. Gene Ontology annotation, cellular component: cytosolic large ribosomal subunit; ribosome.
AGUUACAUUUUAAGCGAUUAUUUGGACCGUCGUCGUCGUCGGGAUCCUCCUAUAUAAACAGCAUAUAUCAGCCAGGUUAGGGUUUUUUCUUGUGCUCUCCAUUCAUUCCCGCUGAGAAAACCCUAGGGCAGUCGGAGAAGAGUUCGCCAUGGGGAGAAGACCUGCGAGGUGCUACAGGCAGAUCAAGAACAAGCCAUAUCCAAAAUCACGGUAUUGCCGUGGUGUCCCCGACCCAAAGAUUAGGAUUUAUGAUGUUGGCAUGAAGAAGAAAGGAGUGGAUGAGUUCCCAUUCUGUGUCCAUUUGGUGAGUUGGGAGAAGGAGAAUGUCUCAAGUGAGGCUCUUGAGGCUGCUCGUAUUGCUUGCAACAAAUACAUGACGAAGUUUGCUGGGAAAGAUGCAUUCCAUUUGAGGGUCAGGGUGCACCCUUUCCAUGUUCUGCGAAUUAACAAGAUGCUUUCGUGUGCUGGAGCUGAUAGGCUCCAGACUGGAAUGAGAGGUGCUUUUGGCAAGCCGCAAGGUACUUGCGCAAGAGUGAGCAUUGGUCAGGUCCUCCUAUCUGUCCGCUGCAAGGAUAACAACAGCAACCAUGCACAGGAGGCCCUCCGUCGUGCAAAGUUCAAGUUCCCUGGUCGCCAAAAGAUCAUUGUCAGCAGGAAAUGGGGAUUUACCAAGUUCAGUCGUACUGAUUAUCUGAGGUGGAAGUCAGAGAACAGAAUUAUGCCUGAUGGUGUCAAUGCUAAGCUUCUUGGUUGCCAUGGACCUUUGGCAAGACGCCAACCUGGGAGAGCAUUUUUGGAGUCGACUGCUUGAAGUAUCAUCUUUGAUUCAAAUUACCGAGUCAUCUUACUUUAGAACCCUUUUCAGUUCAAUUUUUGUUCUUUGAAGUAGUAGGUAGCUAUUGAGUUUGUACUCAUUCUGGGUUUUUGAGAAGGUCUGAAACAUCGUUUUGUCUUUGGAUAUUUGCUUUGGUUUUGUUAUUAGAACGUUCUUAAACUAGUAGUUAUUCUGAUAUUAUGAAUUGUUUGGGUUACUCUUUUGCUACCA